Tripterygium wilfordii is the source of this 1867-nucleotide messenger RNA. Its product is annotated as MLO-like protein 12. The transcript is spliced from 14 exons. NCBI's taxonomy places the organism in Eukaryota, Viridiplantae, Streptophyta, Magnoliopsida, Celastrales, Celastraceae. Gene Ontology annotation, biological process: defense response. The record is from RefSeq and is a predicted model, not a curated record. Gene Ontology annotation, cellular component: membrane. The coding region runs from base 9 to 1757 and encodes 582 amino acids.
ACAAGAAGAUGGCCACAACUGAACGUUCUCUGGAAGAAACAUCAACAUGGGCUCUAUCAAUCGUUUGUUUCUUCUUGUUUCUCAUAACUUUCAUAAUUGACACCACCAUUCACUAUAUUUCAAAGUUCCUGAGAAGAAGGAAGAGAAAAUCCCUCAGUAUAGCUUUGGAGAAGAUCAAAACAGAGAUGAUGACAAUGGGUUUCAUAUUGGUCCUUCUUACGGUAUCCGAAGCACCCAUAUCAAACAUCUGUGUCGCUGAAUCUGUCGCAAACUCCUUUCUUCCUUGCAAAGAUCCUGCGUCGUUCGUGGAACCAGCUGUUUCUUCUGCAGCUCAAAUUACAGGCUCCGAAUCAAACACAACUCUUUUCAAUAAUAAUACAGAUGGUUCCUGUAAAGCAAAGGGAAUGGUGUCCCUGAUUUCAAGGGAAGGAGUUAUGGAGCUCAGAAUCUUCAUCUCUGUGUUGGCAGUGUUUCAUGUUCUGUAUUGUGUUUUAACAAUGUGCCUUGGGAUAGCAAAGAUGAGGAAAUGGAAGGCUUGGGAGGAAGAGACACAUACUCUUGAAUAUCAGAUUGCUAAUGAUCCAAGGAGAUUUCAGCUCACCCGCCAAACAUCUUUUGGGCGAAGACAUUUGAAACUUUGGAGUGAUCAUUCCUUCUUGCUUUGGCCAGUUUGCUUCGUUCGUCAAUUCAGUGGCUCAGCCUCAAAAGCUGAUUAUUUCACUCUUCGCAAUGGGUUCAUUGCGGCCAAUGUUUCUGAAGGAAGUACCUUUGACUUCCAUAGAUUCCUUGCCAGAGCCUUUGAUAAUGAUUUUAAGAAGGUCGUUGAAAUCAGAUUUUGGAUUUGGAUCUUCUGCGUAAUUUUCAUUUUUUUCAGUGCACAUGGAUUUUACAACUACUUUUGGUUACCAUUUAUUCCUCUGGUGAUAGUUCUUGUGGUAGGGACAAAGUUAGAAGUCAUUAUAACCAAAAUGUGUGUGGAGGGUGGCAAGAAUAACUCUGUGACUCGAGGAACCUUUCUUGUUAAGCCCAGUGAUGACUUAUUCUGGUUUCGUCAACCUAAAUUGCUUCUGCACCUCCUCCAGCUCACUCUAAUCCAGAACUCCUUUCAGCUGGCAUUCUUCACCUGGACAUGGUAUGAGUACGGCCUACGAUCUUGCUUCAAUCGAGAAGCGGAGGAUAUUGCCAUUAGGAUUACUAUGGGCGUGGUUGUACAGUUCGUUUGCGGUUAUGUGACUCUUCCUCUUUAUGCACUGGUCAUCCAGAUGGGUUCCGGAAUGAACAAAGCAAUAUUCACAGAACGCGUAGUUAGAGGCCUCAAAGAUUGGCAGCACAAUGCGAGACAAAGUCUUUCCAAGGAUAGAUUCACUUUGACAAGACAUUCAGAAAAUUCAUUUUCGCCUGAUAACAUUGACACAUCAAAUUCAGAAGUGCAAACAAAUCUUUUCCCAUGUAAUGACUUCUUUCCUCCUCUAACAGCUAUGAGCCCCUCUUCAACAAACGAGAUAGUAGAAGAGAGGGUCGAGAGUGAUCAUACUCCUAACCCAGCUAUGAUAAGCAAUCCAAUUCCAGAAAUCAUUGAAGAAGAAGCAAAUGCCAAGAUCAUAACCAAAGAAAGAUAUGAUGGUGAGAUCUCUUUUGGGAGUGGCUGGAAAAAACUGGAAAGGGGAAAUGGCAUCGGGGAAAUUACUUCAAUAAUAGAAGAAGAUACAUCGAAUGCAGUAUCUGAUUUUGGUGACCAACAUACAAACAUAUCAUAAAGUGUUGAUCCCUUAGUGAAACCAUUUACACCAUACUGCACAGCCAAGAAUAGUGCCAUGUUUAUAAACCUCCUCCCAAUUCGCUUAACAAGCUUUAAAUCUUUUUUGCA